UGUGUGCACCACGUUAAAACUCUCAAUGCAUUGCACAAUUCAUCCCCCAAAAAGUAUCGCAACAUGUUUCAAAACAAUUUCCAUCGCAUUCUGUCGUGCAUUUUAAAUUUCUCACGGGGAUGAGAAAAAAUCAGAAAAAGAAAAAUUCAAAAUCCAAAUUUUUUACUGAAAAAUUGUCAACGACAGGCUUCAAAAAAUUAUUUAAAUAAUCUCGAUGGUGUGUGAUGUUUGUGCAGCCCCUUGUGCCGUCCCCUCACUUCCCACCCCCGCGAAAAAUUCCCCGCAAUUUCCCGAAAAAUGAAAAAACUAUUGAAUUAAACAAUCUCUGUAGAUAAAAAAAUCAUCUUUUUUACUCGUGAGAAUAAGCUCGGGAAUUUUAUUUUUUUCGGGGCUCGGGGUGAAAUUUGGGGUGUGGUGCCUGAUAUGUGAUAAAAAUCCUCGUUAUGAUUAAAACAUCACGGGUAAAGUUAUAAGUAAUUUAUCCUAAAUUCCCUGAACAAUUUAUCUCACGAAUUAUCUGGAUUAAAUCUCCAAAUGGCCUGAAUUCACAUCAUCCCCGGCGCUCAACGCUAGUCACUGCACGUUCCAUGAAGCUCACCUGCUCUGUAUCGUCGAUGGGCGUGCGGGGGUGACUGGAGUGAUGGGAUGGGGCCAGAGCCCCAUGGAGUUCGGGUAGGCCCGUCUCCGGCCCAGCUCCCCAGCCCCCUCCGCCAUCGUAAUCGUCACCGAUCGUGCAAGCGAAGAGGUGGGCCACCUCGUACGCGAUGGAGGCAGGUAGUACUCAACAACGUAAGGAGAAGGUACCACGUGUACACAGACCUUGCGCCUUCGAUAAGAUGGAGGGGCUGGUGCGGAAGAUGCAAGACGCGGAGAACGGUGUGCCCGUUGGCAGCCAGAAACAAUUUCUCACGUCAAUACCUUCGGCAUUCAUGGGCUACGAUCUCAUAGAGUGGCUGAUAGACCGACUCUCGAUCGAUGAAACCGAGGCGGUCCAUCUAGCCAAUCAGCUGUGCCAAUAUGGUUAUUUCUUCCCAGUGAAUGAUUCCAAAACUCUCACUGUUAAGGAUGACAGUUCCCUCUAUAGAUUUCAGACACCGUAUUAUUGGCCUUGGCAGCAUCGAACACCUGACAAUGUCGAGUACGCGAUAUACCUAGCAAAACGCACUCUGAGGAACAAACAACGUCACGCGCUUGAGGAAUACGAGAUUGAAUCACUGAACAGCCUGAGAAAAAAUCUAGCCAACAAAUGGGAGUUGAUACAGAUGCAGGCGGAGGAGCAGGUGCGUCUCUCCAAGGAGCGUAAAAAGGGUGAUAAAAUAGUGAGUGAUUCGCAAGAGCGUGCGUUCUGGCGUGUCUACAGGCCACCCCCAGGAUGCCCAAGCAGUCUCGAGGUCGUUCCAGUGCCAACAAGAGCUAGACCUGGUGCAAAACUCCCCGUCAGGAAGCGAACGCUCAAUGAUUUGCAGCGCGAGGUUGAACUAUUGAGAAACAGUUUGACUCGCACACGAACAAAGGUAUCCGUAGCCAUUGAAAAUUUAAAAACUCAUUACGAAACGUACACGGAGUACGAUCCGAUGAUAGUGCCACCCCAGCCGUCAAAUCCCUGGAUGACGGAUGAUCAGUCAUUCUGGCAACUGAAUAGUCCUCUUGUCGAUGUACCUACGGAAAAGCGGGUCAAGAGGUGGGGGCUAUCCAUGGAGGAGCUGAUGUUUGACCCCACGGGAUUGCUAGAGUUCACUAAUUAUCUUAGGAAGGAGUACAGCCAUGAGAAUAUCAGAUUCUGGCUUGCUGUCAAGGAUCUGAGACACUGCAAUCAGGCGCACAUUGGAGAUAAAGUCAAUGAAAUUUUUCGGGAAUUUUUGGCACCUGGAGCACCGUGCGAAAUAAACAUUGAUGGAAAAACAAUGGAGAGAGUCCAUCAGGAGAUGAAAAAUCCUAGCAGAUUCACAUUCGAUGCUGCUGCUGAACAUGUUUACACACUUCUACUUAAAAAGGACUGCUAUCCUAGAUUCAUAAGGUCUGAUCAUUACAGAAAUCUACUGGCUGCUGGGGUACAACCACUGCAGAAGAAAAGAUUUUUCAAUUUCGGGGGACAAACGAAGAAAAAAACCACAGCCUCAGGUGGUAUGGGUGGUUUGCAGCAAGCAAGUAUGGGUGGUUCAACGAGUGGUGGUAGAAGAAGGGGCAGUGAUCGAAGUCUAUCAGGAUCAGCCCAUGAAUUAGCUGUCUGUGGUAUACGUGACGUGACUACUGCCCCCAGAGUGCCACAUUCCCUCAGCCAACAGAAUCUAACGGAUAUUCCCUACAGGGGAGACCUGGAGCGUCUCACUAAGAACAUUUCCAGGCCUAGUCCACGUAGUGUUCAGGAUGCUGGUGCCACCGAGACAUCAGUGGUUCGCCCUAUGGACGACGUGUGCCCCUGGGACGCAGCGCCAGGUCCGAGCAACGAGCCAGACGCAAUCGCCGGCACCUCGUCAGGCUCGACUGAGCCCUCCAACUGGUCUGGUAUGCCAUUACCACCGGACACUGGGUCAAGAGCAUCACGAAAGAAUUCCUCGCAAUUUGACUCGUGCAGUUCUUCUUCAGAUGUUAGUAUAGCCAUUGCUGAGGCGUCUGAACGAUUGAGAAAAACUUGUGGCCUCCAGCACUCGACCACCAUAGCCGGGCCAAAUUUAACGAGAAAUUACUCGGUUGGACCAGUGCUCAGGGUCAAAUUGGCGGAUACCAGCAGAUCUUCGGUGUCUUCGUGCAAUUUUCCGUCACCACAACAUAGCUUUGAUCUGUCUGGGGGGCAUCUCGGGGGACAGGGGCAUCCGGUUCUUCAGCUUCAUCAACUAGAUGUCGCCAAAAGUGUCCCAGAAGAGUCUGAGAAUUGGAGUACAGAGGAGAGUGCUUCAGAGCUCGAUGACUCGAAGGAAUCGAGAGCCCCAGGGAUAGCGCCACUCAUAAGUAUCUCAACAAUAGUAGGUGAUAUUGCUGGUGAAUCUGGGGAGCUCGAUGAUGACAGCAUUCCUGUGACAAUUGAGGAAAUACCAGAAGUUGAGGAAAAGUCGAAUGAAAAAAGUGAUGAACAUUGCGAGGGGAGAGAGACUGAUUCUGGAGAAGAAGCACAAGUUGUACCUGUCUGGGUCCCCGAGGAUAAUGAAAAUGAUCCUGAGGGACCGAAGAAGGGGGGCGAGCAAGUGCCGGGGGAACGUGACAAUAAUGUUAAUGAAGUUUGCCCAUGGGAAGAUGAGGAAAAUUGUAGAGUGGAUGCACCCUAUGUAAAGACCUAUGCGACCCUAGGAUAUUUGUAGAGGUGCUUGAGGCAGAUGAACAUUUUUAGACCUGAAAAUAUGAAAAUGAGAAUUUCGUCGUGAAGAGGAGUAAUUGUAUAAAUUUUUGCUGCAUUUGGAGGUGUCUGGCGGUAUUACCCACGGUUUUCUCAAUCAAUCUCGAGUGUCAGCGGUUCAAUAACCCCCGCAACGUCUUGGAAAUUAUUCACAAACACCAAAACAGGUACAAAAACUAAUUGUAUUCACUAAGUAAUGAAGAUAAAACAGAAAAUUCGUCGAAUAACUCUCGAAAUGUUUUCAAAAAAGUCGAUCAAUCCGCCAUUUCUUCAAUUGUCUAAUUAAUUCGUUGAUUAAUUAAGCAGAUUGAACAAUUAAUUUAAUUAAUUUUCUUUAAAAAAACUAAUUUUACAUAAUUUAAAAAAAAAUAAUGAUGUUUG
Molecule: messenger RNA, 3712 nt
Organism: Diachasma alloeum
Lineage: Eukaryota; Metazoa; Arthropoda; Insecta; Hymenoptera; Braconidae
Product: regulator of G-protein signaling 9
Exons: 14
Coding region: 765-3296 (843 amino acids)
Biological process (GO): intracellular signal transduction; G protein-coupled receptor signaling pathway; regulation of G protein-coupled receptor signaling pathway
Source: RefSeq, a predicted model, not a curated record